AUGUCUGGCAACAUAUCAGAUGGGCCGGCCCUGCCCAACGCCAAUGGCACUGCCCAAGCCCACGCAGAUGGAAGUCAAGAAGCCCAGCGCGCGUUGCCUGGUGCGAUGCAGUCCGAAUUCAGGAGCCGACGGAACAAUGACAAUUACACCCCGACCCCCCAGAACCUAAAGAACUUUCUUGUAACCUGUCACACCCUGAAUCAAGCCACUGUGGUUUUUCUCGACACUCCUCCCCAACAGCAAGAUACAUCCACUCCCGAUCUUCAGGAGAAAGAUGAUGCUCGAAAAAUCGUCAAAUCGCCAGAUUUCAUGGGAAAGCAGAAAGAAGUCUGGCAGAUUUUGUUAGAGAGCGAAGAAUCUAGCUUUCAUCAAACUGUUUUCCCGUCCGCGGAUCAAGUCCACGAUAAGUUCUUCGUCAUUGAGAGAGUCGACGGCGAAACCAAGCUUUGCCCCUUUGAUCGACUGGGUGUCUCGGCCACUGUUUUGGCUCUCGUGCGCCAGGUUCUGGGCGACCCAGCGCUUAGCCAGGCUGCUGGCAUUAGAGGAAACAUUCUCUAUAGCUCUGCGGGAGGAAGCACUCAAUUGGGGAUUCCUGCUGAGCCACAGUUUCAUGAUAAUGCCUUUGAAGACGGACAAUAUCGCGGGCUCAGCCUUUUCUUCAAUAUCAACAAUAAUCGCCCUCUUUGCCUUGUGACAAUCGAGUAUAGGCCAAAGCAUUUUGCUCUGGAUUCAAGCAUGAUUGCAGCUUUGGAGAGUGGAAUUGUCUUGAACAGGGGUAUCAAUGGCGAUGAUUCUUCUCCGACGGGAAUCAUCACGAGCUUGAUAACUCAGUUGCUCGACUUCAUGGUCCAGUCAGGAGUGCGUUAUGGCUAUCUUUACUCGGUGGAAGGCAUUGUUUUUCUGGAAAUCCAAAAUGACCCAUCAGUCGUUCACUACUUUGUUAGCCUCCCCAAAGAGGAAGUGGACCACCACGUCGAAUCGACAAUGCCUUACUCGGCAGUUUCACAGAUUUUUGCCUUUGUCAUUCGGGCGAUGCGGACAUCGCUAAGCUCUAUGCAUUAUUUGAAUCAGCCUAAUGAGCUUGCUCCUUGGAGCAACCAAGCCGAUGAAAGUGCUAUUCGGAAUAAACAGGCCGAUGAGCGUGCUGCAUGGAACUACAAAGUCGACGAGCAUGUUGCUUGGGGCGGGCCGGUCGUUGCUCAAGAGAACAACAUCGAAGAGAUAGCCAUGCAACUGCAGCAAUGGGGAAAAACAAAAGUCUCAUCUGCCCAAUGCGAAGAGGGCCAGGAUAUGGCCAUGGAUACCGACGCUGACAGCAGCGCAAAUGAAUUUGAUGGCGAGCCAUAUGACAAGUGCGAAGUGGACAUUGGCGAAGAGACCUCUGUGAGAAUUGAAAUCAAGAUGGACUCUGAUAUUACCGCUGUUUCUACCCCGAGUGGUCAGAUGCAAUGCCUGACGCUACAACGCGAACAAUCCGUUCAAAAUGACGAGACGGCAAACAAAGAAACCCAAAUGAAGAACCGCCAAGAGAUUGCGCAGGCCAGUGAUGACCAUGAUGAUGAGAUGCAUGAUGAUGGCCUCUACAUGAACGACUUUCAAAAGAUCAUAAGUCGCCCGGUCAAACUUCGUAAAGCAAAAGAGGUCGAGAACUCGUACUGCACACAGCAAUGCCUCUUGGGGGUAGCACACAGUACGCCCCUGGACAAGGCAUGUCCCAAUGUCCAUUUGCACGGAAACAAGCACAUCAGCAAAAAGGAGUUUCUCGAGCGACUUAAAGACCAGCUUUCUCAGUCAGGAGAGUCAAACGAUUAUUGUACCCCUUUGGAACAAUUCGGCGCUAUCGGCAAGAUGUUCAAGGUGGCUCUUGUCGGCCAUGGCUAUACUUUUGUAGCCAAAGCUACCUUGCGUGCGGACUGGGUCUUUCUGCACCGCGAAGGCGAAAUGUACGAACUGCUCAAGGAUCUUCAAGGCUCUGUCAUACCAGUCUGUCUCGGCAUUGUAAGAGUAGAUCCCGAGUUCUACCAUGAAGACAGACUUCUUAGCCAGUUUAUGGUGCUUAGCUGGGCUGGGCUGCCAUUCCAGGGAAACUUUGACGAAGGGGUUGAAAGUUUGCUCACCGACACCGUCAUUGGAGCUUAUAGACAACUACACAUGGCAGGGAUGCAGCAUCGUGAUCCCGAUCUUUCGAACAUGCUGUACAACCCUCUGACGAGCCAAGUCAUGCUUGUCGAUUUUCAUGGGUCCCGCCUCCAUCCUGAUCGCGUCGCCGCUAUUGAGGCUGCCGAAAAGGAGGCAAAGGAGGCAAGGAAAAAUGAUCCAGACUAUGAAUCUGAAGACGAAGGAAUUCCAUACGAGGCUGAUGGCAGCCUCCGUACCACCCCCAAACCUCCCCCAACGGCUGAAGAACUUGAGGCCUUGCGCAGGAAGUUUGAAGAGGAGUGCAGGCAAGAACUUGAAUACGCAGUCGAAUCCAUGAAGUGGUUCGUGUCGGGCCAGCAUGACCGAAGAAACUAA
This is a messenger RNA of Trichoderma gamsii, 2514 nucleotides long. RefSeq lists its product as hypothetical. Bases 1 to 2514 code for a protein of 837 amino acids. The record is from RefSeq and is a predicted model, not a curated record. Lineage: Eukaryota; Fungi; Ascomycota; Sordariomycetes; Hypocreales; Hypocreaceae. The transcript has a single exon.